CUCGUCGACAGAAACAGUCGCGUCAACCGGUAAACAUAACGGAAAGAGCGCGUGCGUGCGUGAGUGUCUCGCCUGGUCUGGGAUAAGAGUGAACCGUUUUUCGCGUUAGUUUACCAAAACUUUUGUUGUGGGCCAUAACUCUCUGUGCCGUGUUGUGACCCGCUAAAAAUAAGUGCAAUCUGCUUAAAUCAGAAUUUAAUUUGUCUCUGUUCUUUUAUCAGACGAGAACUGAUAAACGUACAUACCAUACGAGGAAGUGGAAAGAACAGAACAGAGCACAUUAUCUCUAGUGCCUGGACAGGGCAAAACUUGUUUCGAGAAGCUCUUGUGCAAAUUGCCGAUCAAUUUGUAUGUAAAGAAGGAAAAAGGCAGCAGCAAACAACAACAAACAAAGAAAAUAAACAAGUAUACAUCAUACAUACAUACAUAUGUACUAGCACGCUUGUAGGGAAAAGUUUCUAAGGGCACAUCGCACCGCAUCCCAUCCCAAGUGGUUUAUCUUGAUGUCAAAGCUUAUCUCGCGUCGCCUCGAGAGCGCUCUGUGAGGGUGUUCGUUCCGGUAGUGCGCUGUGUUCUGUGAGUGCGAGUGAGUCCAAAGCUCUAGCUAAUACAGCUAGAGUCGAGUGGACUAGACAGACAGUCGCUUAGAUCCAAGAGCGCGACAUAGAGAUCAGAUCGUUUAAGUCAGACUCCAUCCGAGUACAGAGUCUUCCCCAGCCUGGCUCUAGUUACGUUACUCUUCCGCUUGAUUAACUGUGCGUAGCAGCGUAUCGUAUACAUUAUGACAGCUGAGACACUCAAACCGUUUAUAACACCAACGAGUGCCGCCGGCAGUUUUCCGGACAAGCAAUCGAGCGCAGCGAAAGCCCAGCGCAAGACGCGACAGCUCAUCCCAAUUGUCUUAAGUGUUGUCGGUCUGGCCCUGGUCGUAGCCAUCCUCAGCUUAACGAUCUGGCAGUCGUCGCGUGUCACGCAUUUGGACAAGGAGCUGCAGAGUCUUAAGCGGGUCGUCAGCAGUCUCCAGCAGCGUUUGGGCAUACAAUAUCUGGAUGAGCUUGACGAUUUCCAAAAGGAGUACGAGAAUGCGCUCAUUGAAUAUCCCAACAAGCUGGACGGCAUCCCCGACGAUGACGACGACGAUGAGGACAUAGAUGCAGAUGCUGAGGAUACGGAGGAUGGCUUCUUCAUCGACCAUGGAAUGGAUGAAGGAGACGGCAGCCUCUAUGACGAGUACGAUGAACCGGAUGAGACCACGCCAGCGCCUAAUGUGGAGGAACCGGAAUCGGAUGGCAACAACAGCGCCUCCUCUGCCUCGAACGAUGACAACGUCUACGAUGACUUUACCAACUACAACGAUUCCAAAAAGAAGAAGCAUAGGAGGAAGUCUCGCUCGAUUGCUGACGCCGAUGUCCGGAAUGAGGUGCAGACAACCCAAGCCAACCAAACGGAGCUGAAUGAGAAGGCGGCCUCCACUGAGGCCAAGGAGCGCUCUUCCUCGGUGCAGCAGCAACACCAUCAUCGCCGCAGGCUGCGGUCCCGCAUCGGACGGCAGCGGGUUCUGGUACGGAAAGGUGAAUCUCUUAUUUCAGCCAAAUCCACAACCGAUUCCGGCUCCCGCACCCCAGCCGCUCACUUCCAUUUAAAUCGCAAGGUGCCGCACCACAAUGCCCCCAUUCAACUGAGUUCGCACCAGGGUGACAUGUACAUUGGACAUGCCACAGCUGGCAGCGACACCGCCUGGCAGGAGUACUUCAGCAUCAGCAACGGAGUACUGACGGCCCAUCAGCCGGGACUGUACUAUGUGUAUGCACAGAUCUGCUACAACAACACGCACGAUCAAAACGGGUUCAUUGUGUUCCACGGACACAACGCCUUCCUGCAGUGCCUGAACACGGUGCCCACGAACAUGCCCCAGAAGGUGCACACGUGCCACACCAGCGGCCUGAUCCAGUUGCGCGAACAGGAGUCGAUACACUUGCGCGACAUUCACAGCGAUCGCAAUGUAUUGCUGAGGGACUCAAACAAUCGCAGCUACUUUGGCAUCAUCAAAGUGUAGGCUGGAAGAAAGCCCCCAACCAGCCAGCCUCGUGGCCAGCUUAAGCUUUAGUAGUCCUGUCCCUGCGCUGGACUGCUCGUGAAUACGAUCCAUCGCCUGCAUGGAUAUGGAUCCGUUAGUUCGUAGCCCUUCCUUAGCCCUAGUUACACUCAUAAUCUACACAUAAUCUCAAGCCGAAUCAUGCACAAUGAACGGAGAAAAUGCUAAAUGCUGAAAACUACAUGAAAAUUCAUAUUUAUUUUGUAUAUAUUCUAUUCCUUUGCGUAUAAACUCUACGAUACCAUGAAAACAAGUGAA
Molecule: messenger RNA, 2353 nt
Organism: Drosophila obscura
Lineage: Eukaryota; Metazoa; Arthropoda; Insecta; Diptera; Drosophilidae
Gene: egr
Product: protein eiger
Exons: 7
Coding region: 782-2056 (424 amino acids)
Biological process (GO): immune response
Cellular component (GO): membrane
Molecular function (GO): tumor necrosis factor receptor binding; receptor ligand activity
Source: RefSeq, a predicted model, not a curated record